AUGAGUCGAAUUCGCCUUCUUGAGAGGAUUUUUCGUUUUUUGCUCGCCAUUGUGUUGGCAGGUGUCCUUCUCGAGCCGAUUUCGUCUUCCGCAUCUCCGGGUAACUCCUCGAACAGCGACGUGCCGACUUGCGACAAGGCACAGACGCCGCUGGGGCAGCUCAGAGCACAGCUUGAUUUGACCCUCAGUUCCGAUUCCGACAGCGUUUCGUUCAAGUGUAGUUCGACUCAGGAAGCAACGCGCGAACCAAGCAACGGGAACGUCUAUACCGAUGAGAGCUGCUCAGAGGCACACCCACUGACGGCGGUGUAUUCGAACGCCAACUUGUCGGAAUCGAACGAUGCAGACAAGAUCAAGUACACGCUGACUAUCCCAAAGGGUUCACGCGCGAUCGAAAAAGUGCUGUGCUACAAAUGUACCUUACCCAGUGCAGACCUUGAAGAUAAAAGUAUCGCCAACAAAAAUGAAGGCAAGGUGUGCAAGGUAAAAAUUACUGUGGAUGCUGUCGAACCAAUUAAGCCUGAACCCGAAUCCAGUGACGAACAAUCAACGGAAUUCAUCAAAUGUGCAGGCACUGACACAAUCAACGAAGCGACUGCGUCCUCAGAAUCUCCUCUCUCAUUCAAAUGUGGAACGGGAAUGUCCCUGCACCCGACAAAUUUGACACACGUGUUUGAUGACCAGGACGGGAAGUGCGCCGCUGAGGUUGCCCUGCAGACUCUCGUUGACGCCACAUUAACAAAAACCGAAACUAACCCACCACAGAACGAACAACCAGUCUACCAGCUUGUUGUGAAAACGGCGCCUUCUGGAGACACUGCCCUCUGCUACAAGUGCGUACCAUCAUCAUCCAGCAACGAAAAAGGCAACACCACCUCGGGGGAAGCCUCGACAGAGCAAGCGUGCCUUCUGAAAAUAUCCGUGAAGGGGAGCUCAACCCCCGCGUCUGCAAAGCGGGCAGGCGCACCUAGCGUAGUCGCUUUCUUUGUGGCAGCACAAAUGUUACUCGGCCUUGUUUACAUGUGGAUUUGA
Messenger RNA from Neospora caninum, 1032 nucleotides. RefSeq names its product SRS domain-containing protein. The coding region runs from base 1 to 1032 and encodes 343 amino acids. Gene Ontology annotation, cellular component: membrane. Lineage: Eukaryota; Apicomplexa; Conoidasida; Eucoccidiorida; Sarcocystidae. The transcript has a single exon. The record is from RefSeq and is a predicted model, not a curated record.